This is a messenger RNA of Polypterus senegalus (gray bichir), 822 nucleotides long. RefSeq lists its product as uncharacterized. The record is from RefSeq and is a predicted model, not a curated record. Bases 1 to 822 code for a protein of 273 amino acids. Gene Ontology annotation, molecular function: S-adenosylmethionine-dependent methyltransferase activity. The transcript is spliced from 3 exons. NCBI's taxonomy places the organism in Eukaryota, Metazoa, Chordata, Cladistia, Polypteriformes, Polypteridae.
AUGAUACUUGCUGAUGUACCCUCAUCACCAGCUGCACAACUGAAGCAACAGAAAAGACCAUGCUGCAGUUUCAAUGGGUGUGUACACCUUUGCAAGAAGCUGCAAGUGGUCACUGGUGACAGCGGCUUCAAUGUGAGGCUAUGCAAUGGCACUGACAUGUUACUUGAGCCAGGGAUGAGUAACCCAACCAUAUUGAUCAAUAAAGUGACUCAGCAGCUUGGACACCCCACACAGUCACUGAUUGGCUGGCUGGUAAAAGAAUUUCUAGUGAAUAAGAACUGGAUCGUAGAGGUAAAAGCAGCAAAUCUGGCACAGAUCCAGCCCAAUAACACAGUCUUGGAAGUGGGCUUUGGACCCGGUUUGGGGCUCCAGGAAGCUCUCCAGUACCUAACUGGCUCUAAUGGUAAGCUGUAUGGACUUGACUACUCUGAAUACAUGCACAAAACGGCCACUAGGCGACUCCAGGAUCAGAUAACUUCAGGAAAAGUACAGCUUAUACUGGGCAGCGUGGAGGACAUCCCACUACCAGACUCCAGUGUGGACAGAGUGUUUCACUGCAAUUGUUACUACUUCUGGCCAGACCUCAAGAAGGGUUCUGCGGAACUUCUCAGAGUGAUGAAACCAGAAGCACUGAUGGUAACCACUCUCAGACUGAAUACUGUCAAAACAGGAGUCUCAUUUGGGCUCCUAAGAGGUAAGAUGUGGCAGCCUGAAUACUACAUGGAUGCCCUGCAGGCCACUGGUUUCAGAGAUGUGCGUAUGGAGGAGAUGGAAGACAAAGGGUUCAAGUUUAAUGCCAUUUUUGCUACAGCAUCCAAAUAA